Molecule: messenger RNA, 1995 nt
Organism: Symbiodinium natans
Lineage: Eukaryota; Dinophyceae; Suessiales; Symbiodiniaceae
Source: the annotation of a GenBank genome assembly
AUGAGGAGGGCCGGGGGAGCCUGGUCGGCGGAGCUGCUGGGGCUCAGUCGCCGAGGUGGCGGCGGCUCUCCCGAACCCAGCGAGGUCGGUGAGGGCUCGGAAGACGCCGGACAUCGCGCCCAGAGGCUCCUCGAGAAGCAGCGGAAGAAGGAGGAGGCCGACGCGGCGCGGAAGGCGGCCGAGGAGCGCAUGAAGGCUCGGCCGAAGCUGGAUGGCUUCUUGGAGGCACGGGUCCAGCAGUUGGUGGCCGAGGCGCUUCUAAGCCGUUCCUCGGCCUCCACGGGCGUCGAGGUGCAGAAGGAGCUCGAGGAUCUCAGGGGCCAGGUCUCCGAGCAGGGCAAGGUAAUUCAUCUGCUUAUCAGCCUUCUUUUGCGGGCAAGAGCGCAGGAGAUUUCACAGCUCAAGGAGCGACUUCAGACAGCUGAGGGCCUGGUAAAGAAGCUGGCGGGUGAGGCGAGAGGCGUGAGAGCGGCCCAGCCUUCGGGAAGUGGGGACAUCGCCUCCGAAGGAGGGAAGGAGCUGCAGGGCAAAGUUACUCUGAAGGUGGGCUCACAAAAGUUUUCGACUUCUGCCGAAACUCUCAAGAUCUUUCCGGAGUCCUGGUUCGGUCUCUUGGCUUCUGGUCGCGUUGCGCACAAGGUGGAGUCGGACGGGAGUAUUUUCGUUGAUGCGAGCAGCAAGGCCUUCCCACACGUGCUGGAGUACCUCAGGUGCGGGGGUAAAGGCUUUACGAUCAAGAACGUAUCUGCAGCACUACGAGAUGAGCUCCUUCGCCAAGCGGACUUUUUCAUGCUGCCUGGGUUGGAGAGAAUUCUGCGAGGCAUUCAUGUCUGCACCUCGCAUAAUAUGGCCAUUGAGGACAAUGGAACCUUGCUGCAAGGGAAGGAGCACUCUGCUGCAACACUGGAUGUGCCAGAUCCGGACCACUUUCAAGUCACGUGUUCAUUCAAAAAUGGCAAGGCCUAUAGCGGAUGCAGGUCUUUGUUGAUCGGGGUUGCCCCCAUUGAUGCGGCUUUAGAAACUUUAGAUUGCAAUUGGGAGAGCAGACCGGAUGGUCCUGCUCAAGUUCAGCGUAUCACUACUGCGCCGACCAUCGCGGAUGCCGGCCUCUUUGUGUGUGUUGGGGCCGAGUUGCUGGAGCUGCUGUAUAGGUCUAGGCAGUCUGAUGUCGAACCUCAAACAUACAGAAUCGACUCGCGUAGCAGAAUGGAAUCCGUGAAGGUGUGCUUCGAAAGAACCGGUGAGAUGUGCAAGAUUGCUUUCCGUGUCACGUAUUGGGCCGCGCAGCCGCACAAGUGGCUCAAGUUGAACAGCACUCCCAGCGUCAGGUCUUGGGACGUGACAACGGCAGAUUUCGGCUUGGCAGCCCAGUCUGACUAUCGGCCCAUGCUGUUCUUUGAAAAGCCAGGUUGGGUAAAGAUCGACAAGGAGCACCUGGCGGCCAUGAAGGAGAUGGGUGAGGAGCUGAAGAAGGCGAAAGCUGCGCUGAAGGAUGCAGAGACGCAGGCGUCGCAGAUGAGGAUCAAGCUGGAGCAGGCGGAAGCCGGCUCGAAGUCCGCGGAGAAGGCACGGGCGACCGCCGAGAAGAAGCUUGCCAACGCGGACCAGGAGCUCCGGUCGCUGCGCAACGACCCGGUCUUUGACCAGGUGAACAUGCUGCGCGACAACGUGCGAAACCUGGAGAAGGAGGCUGAGGAGCUGCAGCAACAGGUGGCAGAAAAGGAAGAACUUCUCUCGGCCGCCUACGAGGCGAAGGCUCUGACCGAGCAGGAGCGGGACCAGGAGGUUUCAGCUCUGAAAGAGGCCAUUACCCGCCAUUACCUGCCAUUACCCAUCAUUUCCGCCUUUACCCACCACUACUCACCACUCCCACUAGCGCCCACCAUUACCCGUCUGACAACUUCAUGUCGACCGCCUGUUCCCAGAAAUUUCUGGCUGGAUGUAAUACUUGGUAUUUCGCGAAACAAAUGCAUGUAUCCAAGCGGUGUGCUAUGA